CUGCCGACCGCCGAGGUCCCCGAAGAUCGAUCCUCCAGCCUGCGGUUGUGGAUAAACCCUCGCCUCGGAGCGUCGGUCCCGACGUCCUCCGCGAGGGCAACCCGCGGCUGGUGGUGGCCAGGCUGUCUGGCUACGGGCAGACAGGCCCCAAGUCGAAGCUCCCAGGCUUUGCGUCCGUGUGCGAGGGCGUGGGCGGCUUCAGGUACGUCAACGGCUUCCCGGGCAUGCCGCCAGUCCGGCCGAACCUCUCGAUCGGCGACACGCUCGCAGCCAUGAACGCCACGAUCGGGAUUCUGCUGGCACUCGUCCGGCGAGGGUGGUCGCCAGCCAGCAGCAGCCCUGCCGGACAAGAUGUCGACGUGUCCAUCGCAGAGAGCGUCUUCGGCCUGCUGGAGUCGUGCGUGCCCGAGUUCGACAGGCUCGGGGUCGUGCGGGAGCCCUCGGGCUCGUCGCUUACAGGCAUCGUCCCGACAGGCACGUAUCCCUGCAGGGACGGGGCGAUCGUCGAUCAUUGGGGCGAACGGGGACUCCCUGUUCAAGCGCCUGAUGCUGGAGAUGGGGCGAGCAGACCUGGCCGAGGACCCGCGCUUUGCGGACAACGCGGGCCGCGUGGCUCACCAGCAGGCACUGGACGCCCCGUCGCGGAGUGGACCUCGGGCCUCGCCGCGGCGGAGGCGCAGGCCCGCUGCGACGCGGCCGCCGUCCCCUGCGGCCCCAUCUACUCGGUCCGGGACCUCGUCCAGGACGCGCACUUCCAGGCGCGCGGCUGCUUCGAGGAGGUGGCCACGCGGGACGGGCGGCCGCUGAAGGUGCCAGCCACCGUCCACCCGAAGCUGACCGCGACGCCGGGCGCCACGCUGCGCGGGGGCCCCAGGCUGGGCGAGCACACGGACGAGGUGCUCGGCUCCUUGCUCGCACUGCCGCCCGGGGAGAUCGCGGCCCUGAGGUCUCGCGGCGUCAUCGCCUGAGGCCAGGACCCGCUUCGAUCCGAUCGAUCGGGCUCGACAGUUAUCGAUUCCUGCCGGCGCUGUCCGGUGCGACUCCGGCAUGCCGAGACGGUCCGAUGCGGCCCGAUGCCUGCACGCCGCUGCUGCACCGCCCGGCGCCGCCGAGCCGACGCGGUUCCGACGCCGUGCCGCUGCGGCCCGAGCCGACGCGCAGAGUCCGUUCUUGCGGGGCCCGGCCUCCCGGGAUGGGAUGCGGGCGGCGGGGUCCUGCCCGAGGCGCGCUGCCGCCCGCGCGGGGAGCUCGGCGUUCCCCUGUGCGAGGCCUCGCGGGGUCGGCGCCCGAGGCGUGCUCCCGCGGCCCUCUGUUGGUUCCGAGCGCGCGGCGGCGUCCGCACCGUGCUGCCGGUCCCCCCCCCUCUCGCCGCGCCCUCCGCAC
Prorocentrum cordatum is the source of this 1383-nucleotide messenger RNA. NCBI's taxonomy places the organism in Eukaryota, Dinophyceae, Prorocentrales, Prorocentraceae. The record is from the annotation of a GenBank genome assembly.